This is a messenger RNA of Plectropomus leopardus (leopard coralgrouper), 855 nucleotides long. RefSeq names its product calcium binding protein 5a (gene cabp5a). The record is from RefSeq and is a predicted model, not a curated record. Lineage: Eukaryota; Metazoa; Chordata; Actinopteri; Perciformes; Serranidae. Gene Ontology annotation, molecular function: calcium channel regulator activity; calcium ion binding. Gene Ontology annotation, cellular component: cytoplasm.
AUGAGUUUCGGGGCAGCGUGCAUCUUCCUGCGAGGAGGGAAAAACAUUUCAAGAGAGCUGGCGGAUGAUGAGAUUGAUGAGCUGCGUGAUGCAUUCAAUGAGUUUGACAAAGACAAAGAUGGGCUGAUCAGCUGUAAGGACCUGGGGAAUCUGAUGAGGACGAUGGGCUACAUGCCCACAGAGAUGGAGCUGAUCGAGCUGAGCCAGAAUAUCAACAUGAACCUUGGUGGCAGAGUAGACUUUGAGGACUUUGUAGAUCUGAUGGCCCCGAAGCUUCUGGCAGAAACAGCUGGGAUGAUUGGCGUUAAGGAGCUCAAAGACGCCUUUAAAGAGUUCGACGUGGAUGGAGACGGAGAGAUCACGACAGAAGAGCUGCGGUCGGCCAUGACCAAGCUGAUGGGAGAGCACAUGAGCCGGAGGGAGAUAGAUGCCAUAGUAAAAGAAGCAGACGACAACGGAGAUGGCACAGUAGACUUUGAAGAGUUCGUCAGAAUGAUGUCCCACCAAUGAUGGCUGAAGAGCCAAUAAAGGAAGAGCCUUUGCACAUCCACAGACAUCCGUUAAUCAAGAUGCCGUCUUUCUUUAAAGCUCUUUGACAAAUGAGCUUGUACAUUUAAGGACAAACGCCUAAUAAUUAAAUUUUAAAACAGUGCUGUGAAGAAAAGUCGAGCAUUCUCGGAGAGAAUUAAAUCUAUGCAAAUAUAGACAAACAAUCAUGUACUGAGAUAUCUUUUAAAGAUGACUGUAACUAGUGUGUAACUAUAUCGAACUAUAUUUUAUAUACAGGAAGUCAUUUUGGAUUGUUUUGUUGAAUUGGAUUGAUUUUUUAAAAAUGUAUGUGUUGAACAAUAUUCA